AUGCUUGAAUCUAGUAGAGAUGACACGAGUCUCAUACAAGUAUCAAGUGUAGAUGAACAACAGCGUAAUCCUCAAGCAAUUCUUCAAACAAGUGCAUCAACAAUAAGUUGUGAAGGUAUUAAUUUACCUCGUAAUAUUCUUGAUGUUCUUGAUGGUAUAUAUUCAAGUCGAGCUCAUCGACGAUGUAUGGAUUUAAGUUAUUGUACAUUACUUUCAAUGACAUUAGCAGUUAUUUUUUGGGUAUCUUAUUGGUUAACAUAUAAUCGUUGUCAAAAUUUAAAAGAUCCUCAAUCAAAUACAUCUCUUUGUAAUGUUGUUAUUGUUUUUGAAGUAUUUAUAUAUAUAUCAAGUUGUAUUUCACCAAUUUUAUUUAUAAUAAUGAUUUAUUUUUGGAUACAAUAUUCAUGUUAUAAUCCAUUAGAUUCAAUUCGAGAAAAUUAUUUUGAAUUAAAAUUAGAAGGUAAUCGAUGGAAACAACAAUUAGAUUAUUAUUUUUAUCAGUAUAAUACAAAAUAUUUAAAUUGUUGUUAUCGGAAACAAGUAAAUGAAUUAAAUAAUCGAGGUUAUGGUUAUAUUAUUUUAUCACGACAUGGAAUUGUUCUUGAUGAAUUAAUAGUUUUAAGUGCUCGAACUGAUAUUAUUGAUAAUGGAAUUAUACUUCAUCAUGAAAAAAUAUUGAAAUUAACUUUUAAGAAAACAUGUAGAAGACCUUGGAAAAUUAGUCUUUCAAUUUGUUUACCCGAAAAUUAUGUCGAACAAGGCUAUAAGGAAAAACUUAUUCAAUUAUUAAAAAUUCAAAUUAAUGUUGACGAUACUCGUUCACUUCGUCAUUGA
Messenger RNA from Rotaria sp. Silwood2, 834 nucleotides. NCBI's taxonomy places the organism in Eukaryota, Metazoa, Rotifera, Eurotatoria, Philodinida, Philodinidae. The record is from the annotation of a GenBank genome assembly.